Molecule: messenger RNA, 1830 nt
Organism: Theobroma cacao (cacao)
Lineage: Eukaryota; Viridiplantae; Streptophyta; Magnoliopsida; Malvales; Malvaceae
Product: BSD domain-containing protein
Cellular component (GO): cytoplasm
Source: RefSeq, a predicted model, not a curated record
CCGUUAAAACCAACCAGAAAUUGACCGUCUACCCUCUUUUGAUGCGCACUUCACACCAGGCCUUUGAUAGCAGAAAAUAAACCAAAGCUUUGGCCUUCUUUUCCCUAAUUUAUCCGUAAUUUUCAUUUCCCUUUCAUUUCACAUCCUCUUGAAAAUUUCCCCCAAUUCUCUAUCAAGUCACAACCCCACCAAAAAAACCCCUGAUUUUCAUCAUGGAUUUCUUCAAAUCAGUUUUCGCGGACGAUCCAGAUCCUCCUAAACGCCAAUCCGAAUCUGGUUUCCCCAAAGCCGAAGACUGUGUCGUCGAUUCCCCUCCUAAACAGCCCGAUCCCAAUCCUAAUCCUAACCCUACCGGAUGGAGCUUCGGCGGUCUAAUCAAAACGAUCACAACCAGAUCCGAAUCCGUAAUCGAAACCUACCGUCGCGAUCUCAAGGAAUUCGGUUCGGGUCUAAAAAAAGAAAUCGAGGUGGCGCAGGGCUCGUUAGAGAACGUAGGGCACGUGAUUGACGAGUUCGGGAACUCCGUCUUAAAAGGAACGGCACAGAUCAUCAAUCAAGGCAAGGAUGUUGUCCUAGCCGCCGAUAACGAAUCCGAUUCCUCUUCCUCCGAAAGCACUAGUAAAACUUUUACUACUCAACGGGGUUUGAACUCGAAACGGUACAGUCGAUUUGAUGCUCACGUGAGGGCAAUUCAGGGAGAUACUAAUACUUUCAGUGAAGCGCCGGAGGAUUUGGAGGAUUAUAAGAAGUGGAAAUCAGGGUUUGGUUUGGAAGAUAAGAAGGAAGAGAUUGAGAGAUUGAUGGAAGAGAACGGGGAGCUGAGGAGAAUUUAUAAAAGGGUUGUUGGUGUUUCAAAUGGGGUUGAUCAUGAGACAUUUUGGUGUAGGUACUUUUACAAAGUUUUUAAGCUGAAGCAAGCUGAGGAUAUGAGGGUUAAGCUUGUUAAGAGAGCGAUUUCAAGGGAAGAAGAGGAGGAGUUGAGUUGGGAUGUCGAUGACGAUGAAGAUGAGGAGGAAGAAGAGGUAAAUGAGAGAAAUGUGGGGUCGGACGCCUCUGUAAAGAAAGAUGAUGUGGGAAGGAAACGAAAAGAUGAAAUUGUGGAACUGAAGGCAGUGAAUGUGGAAUCUAAAGGUGAAUUUUCGGAGAAUAAGGAGCAAGCUGAGAAGGAAAAGGAAAGGAAUCCUGUUGAGGAAUUGCGAGUUGAGAGUUAUGAUUCAGAUAAAGAGGGGAAGGGGAGUGCUGAUCAAUCAAGUGUCGGCAGUGUGGUGACUGAGAAAGUUAAUUUGGAGAAGGAUGAAGAGGUAUGCAAGGAAGAUUCAGUGUCGAAAUCUGUUGAGAAAGUAGCUUCUGAAGGGAAAGGUGAUAAUGCGGAGUCUAGUAAUGGCAAUGGUAAAGACAGUGACUUUUCGGUGGUAUCAAGCCAUCCAUCAAUGCCUGAGGAGGAGGAUCUUGGGUGGGAUGAAAUCGAGGAUCUCAGCAGCAUUGAUGAUAAGAGAGAGACUCAUGGUGGGAGCCCGAGCUCCAGAGCUGAUCUGAGAAAGCGACUAAGUACUGCGGAAGAAGAUGAGGAUUUGAGCUGGGAUAUUGAAGAUGAUGAUGAAACGGUUAAAGCUUAAUGAAAAAUGUUAAGUUUCUUCUGAAAAUGUUGAAGUUUAUUACUCAAUAGAAUUUAUUGCAUUCUAAGUAUUCCUUGUGUUUAUCCCCUGUUAAGUGUUAUAUAGUGGGGAGGAUUCAUUUUCCUUUUUUUUUUUUUUUCAAGUACAAUAUCUUCUAUGAUUGUGUACUUUUAACACUUAAUUGAAAUGAAAUGGAAGUUGCUAUGUUGAUAGU